UGAGCGAAGACCCUUUGCUGACGUCAGUGACGCAAUUGUUCCUGUUCCGAGCGGGUGUUGUGGAGACUGCCGCACGAUCUUCAAUUAAUACAAAAUGCCGAAAGUGAAGAGGAGUCGAAAACCACCUCCAGAUGGUUGGGAGCUUAUCGAGCCAACUUUAGAUGAGUUGGAUCAGAAAAUGAGAGAAGCUGAAACGGACCCACAUGAAGGAAAACGCAAAGUGGAGGCUCUGUGGCCCAUUUUCAGACUCCACCAUCAGCGCAGCCGCUACAUCUACGACCUCUUCUUCAAGAGGAAAGCCAUCAGCAGAGAACUCUACGACUACUGUGUGAAGGAGGGCUAUGCAGACAAGAACCUCAUCGCCAAGUGGAAAAAGCAGGGCUACGAGAACCUGUGCUGCCUGCGAUGCAUCCAAACCCGCGACACCAACUUCGGAACCAACUGUAUCUGCAGAGUCCCCAAGAGCAAACUGGAAGUGGGUAAGAUCAUCGAGUGCACCCACUGUGGCUGCAGGGGAUGUUCUGGCUGAGACCUUCAACCAUCCUCAACUCAUCACGAACAAUCCCACCAGAGAGAGCUGCCUUCACGGGAACAUGUUUUGAUACCAGCACAGGAGAACACGUUUUCGGGGCCACUUGUUUGAUUGACAUCUUUUUUUUUUUUUUAAGUACAAUUUUUGUCCUGAGCAGGCCUGAAAUUCCAUCUAUUGUUAAUACUGAUUUUAUUGUGUUUAUAUCAGGAAAUGUGUUGAAUUUGAAUAAAAGUGGUUGACUUGC
Synchiropus splendidus (mandarinfish) is the source of this 776-nucleotide messenger RNA. It is a transcript of the gene bud31, whose product is annotated as BUD31 homolog. Gene Ontology annotation, biological process: mRNA splicing, via spliceosome. The transcript is spliced from 4 exons. The record is from RefSeq and is a predicted model, not a curated record. Gene Ontology annotation, cellular component: spliceosomal complex; nucleus. The coding region runs from base 95 to 529 and encodes 144 amino acids. NCBI's taxonomy places the organism in Eukaryota, Metazoa, Chordata, Actinopteri, Syngnathiformes, Callionymidae.